This is a messenger RNA of Dioscorea cayenensis subsp. rotundata (Guinea yam), 5985 nucleotides long. RefSeq names its product ATP-dependent helicase BRM-like. NCBI's taxonomy places the organism in Eukaryota, Viridiplantae, Streptophyta, Magnoliopsida, Dioscoreales, Dioscoreaceae. Gene Ontology annotation, molecular function: ATP-dependent chromatin remodeler activity; DNA binding; protein binding. Gene Ontology annotation, biological process: positive regulation of transcription by RNA polymerase II. Gene Ontology annotation, cellular component: nucleus. The record is from RefSeq and is a predicted model, not a curated record.
AUGGACCAAGGCCCGAUUCCAGGUCAUCACGUCGUCUCCCAUGGUUUCUUACAAAGCUCUCUCAAGAUAGAGACAGUGGUUUUCCGGCGAUCAACGAAGCUCUCAUCGGCUUGUUUCUCUCUCAGAUCCGGUCUGAGUUCCUUGGAAAAGCUCUUGCCUUUGUUGUUCGAAUUGAGGCACGGUUUUCUAGCGAUCGACGUAGUAGUCCGGGACCGGCAAUUCUACCCGAGUAUCGAGGGGGAGUUCACCGGAAUCCGGUCUGAGACGCAAGGAACUCUUUCAAUGCAAGCUCCGGAUCCGUCGCCGCCGGCGACGGCCCUUGAUUCGAUCCGGAAGCAAAAACAGAAACAAGGGUUCGGACAGCAACAGGAAAAGGAAGAGCAACAGGAACAUGUGCAACAACUGAGAGGGCCCAGUGGAGAAAAUACUCUUCUUGCUUCUAGUGUGCAUGAAGUUCAAGGUGGUAGCAACUUAAGACUGUCUUCUGCUGCCAUUCCUUGUUCUCAGUCUUCCGAUAAGCAUAGUGCUUUAUAUCAGGAAAACCAGAACGAAGGGGAAGAUGUACAUCAACAUGGCGAAUUCCAACAGCAAACCUACUACCAACUUGCUCCGCAGACUGCUAUCCCACAAAAGUUAUAUGGAAAUCUAUGUGUACAGCAAUCAGGUCAAAACAGUAAAAGUGGUCUAUCCGAAAGUGAUCAGAACCUUCUACAAAGCACUUUCAGAAUACAGAUGCAGCAAGGCAUUGCUUCUGCUGAUCGUCCAAAUGAGCUAAAACCUUCUCAAGUACCAAGUCAACAAUCACAUUCAUCAGGCAUGAUGAUGAUUGGUCAACAGGUGCCUGUCGACCUGCAAAAUAUUGCAAAUACUCAGUUAAGGGUGCAACUACAAACAAAAACUUAUGCGAGAUUAGCUGCAAUGAAUAGAUCUAUUGUAACAAGCGUAGGUGGAAGCUGUUCUCACCAGUCUUCAUGGCAGGAACGAGCAAGGCCACCACUUUCCCUCCCAAAUUCAAGACUUGGGACUUCCUUCGGUGCUCUUGUUGCACAAAUGGGACAUUCGAGUCCCCAGCUGGCAAUCCCCCCUGGGUUCCAAUCAAGUGGAAACGCUACCACUAUGCUUAAUUCUAACAAUUUGCGUAUGCAACAACAGCAGCAAGAAGGAGGCCGUCACUCUGAUAAUCAGAACGGGAUGGUUCCUAAACAUCUUGUUGAAAAUGUAAAUAGAGGGAAGAGCAUUGACUUGUCACAAUCUUCACGGUUUACAAGCUGUAAUGCCAUGCAGCUUUCAAGUUCAAAGAACAUGGCUACUCCUCUAGUAACAAGGCGAAUGGCAAACUUAAUGUCCAUGAAGCAGAACGUUCACAUGUCUCAAGGUGUAAGUUCUUCCAGUGGGGGUUCCAGAGUUCAAGCACCAUCCCGAGAUGAAUCUAUCCAGCUGCCUCAGCCACGCCUAGGCUUUGGGUUUACAGAGAUGCAAUAUGUUACCUUCAAAACACAGGUCUCAGCUUUCAAACGUCUGAGACGAGGAGACAAAGCCCUGCCUUUUGAAAUGCUCAUAUCCAUUACACCCCCUCCUCUUCAUUUGUUGCACCGACAAACCUUCCGGGAACAUAUUAUUGAGAGAACUGAUGGAAGACAGGAAAGAGUGGCAAAUUUUAACAAAAGUAAAGUUCAUGCCUCAGUUAAGGUGGAAAACUUCCACGGAAAAGAGAAUGUACCAUCUUCUGGUCACAUGGCAACCAUUGAGGAGGGAUCUCAGACGUUUCCUGUUCAAGGCUAUUGUAAUUUUUAUCAAGAAAACGUUAGUCCUGUAGAAAGUGCACGGUUUCCUACUCUGAGUCCCACUGUUGGCUAUGGACAACCGGCAUUCACAGGAAGUAUAAUGGUUCCAAAUGAUAUCUUCAAAACAAAGAGUCCCGCCCCACAUUUGGGGCACUCAAGCUUUACGAGAAAUAACAGACAUGUUUCCUCCGGAGUGGCAAAAGAUGAUCCUUCAAAGAAGCUUAGCUUAGCUUAUGACACUAACCAUUUGCUCACUGCUGAGGGUAUAGCUGUUGUCAAUAAGAAAAGAACGGAAUUUCUGAAUAAGAUAGGCAGUUUACUUAGCGUUAAUUUAGAAAGGAAAAGGAUUAAACCUGAUGCUAUUCUAAGACUACAAAUUGAAGAGAAGAAGCUUCGACUUUCAAACUUUCAGGCACGUCUGAGAGAUGAAGUUGCUCAGCGGCAGACGGAAAUACUAGCAAUGCCUGAUAGUAUGUAUCAAAAGUUCUCUAGGCGGUGUCAACGGCAGAGGACUAAUUUUUUAAGACAAUCUCAGCAAGUUCAUGAGAAACUGAGAAAGAGGAAGUUAAAAUCAAUCAAUCUCGGGAGAAAGAAAUUUCUGGAGGCUCACUCUGCCAUUCGAGAUGCACGGUCUUUUUGCAACCGAGGAGUAAUAAAAUUUCAUGAAAAGAUGUUAAAGAGUUUCCCAAAGAAAAAGGAUGAAGAUCGAACUAAGAGAAUGGAGGCAUUGAAGAACAAUGAUGUGGAUAGAUAUCGUGAAAUGUUGCUGGAGCAGCAGGUUGGUAUUUCUGGUGCUGCAGCAGAGCGUUUCUCUAUUUUAUCAUCCUUUUUGUCCCAGACAGAGGAGUAUAUUUUCAAACUUGGACAGAAGUUAAUAGCAACAAAGGAACAACAAGAGCAAGAAUCGACAGAAAGUGGUACUGAGGUGGUUGCUCAAUCCCAGGGCCUUUCAGAAGAAAAUGUCAAGACUGCGGUUGUCUGUGCAAGAGAGGAUGUAACUGUCAGAAAUAAUUUUUGUGCACUGAACGCACAGAAAGAAAGCUCAUCCGUCAGCAAGUAUUAUAAUCUUGCACAUGCUGUGAAUGAGACUGUUAGACAACCCUCACUACUACAAGGUGGAACGUUAAGAGAUUAUCAAAUUGCUGGGUUGAAAUGGAUGCUUUCAUUAUAUAAUAAUAAGUUGAAUGGAAUUUUGGCUGAUGAAAUGGGCCUGGGCAAAACUGUGCAGGUUAUGGCAUUGAUCGCUUAUUUGAUGGAAUUCAAAGGGAACCAUGGACCGCAUCUCAUUAUUGUCCCAAAUGCCGUCUUAGUAAAUUGGAAGAGUGAGCUGUUUAAAUGGCUUCCUUCAGUAUCAUGCAUUUUUUAUGUUGGCACCAAGGAACAGAGGCUGAAAAUUUUCUCCGAGGCGAUUUGUGCGGUGAAAUUUAAUGUGCUUGUAACAAGUUACGAGUUUGUCAUGCAUGACCGUGCAAAGCUAUCAAAAGUUGAUUGGAAUUACAUCAUUAUUGACGAAGCUCAGCGCAUGAAGGAUAGGGAGUCUGUGUUGGCACACAAUCUGGAUAGAUAUCGUUGCCAAAGACGGCUUCUUCUCACUGGGACUCCUUUACAGAAUAAUUUGAAGGAACUUUGGUCUUUGUUGAAUCUGCUUCUACCUGAAGUAUUUGAUAACCACAAGACAUUUCAUGAUUGGUUCUCAAAGCCCUUGUGCAAAGUAGCUUCUUCUCAUAAUUCAGAGGAUGAGUGGCUAGAGACCGAAAAGAAGGUGAUUAUAAUUCACAGGCUUCAUCAAAUUCUGGAACCAUUUGUGUUGAGGCGACGUGUGGAAGAUGUUGAAGGUGCACUCCCUCCAAAGGUUUCUGUUGUUGUGAGAUGUAGAAUGUCUGCUGUACAGAGUUGCAUAUAUAAUUGGAUUAGAGACUCAGGUACUAUUCGCGUGUAUCCUGAGGAUGAGAUGCGUAAGGUGCAGAGAAACCCAAACUACAAAGUCAAGAAGUAUAUGAAUCUUACCAACAAAUGCAUAGAGCUGAGAAAAGUUUGCAAUCAUCCUUUACUAAACUAUCCAUAUUUCAAUGAUUAUUCCAAAGACUUCAUUGUCAGGUCUUGUGGGAAGCUCUGGGUCCUUGACAAAAUCCUUAUGAAACUUAAGAGAGCCGGACACCGUGUUCUGCUAUUUAGUACCAUGACUAGUCUUCUUGAUAUAGUAGAGGAGCACUUGCAAUGGCGGCAGCUCAUAUAUGGAAGAAUUGAUGGUAAAAGCAGUCUUCAGGAUCGCGAGACAGCAAUUACUUAUUUCAACAGUCCUGAUUCUGAUUGCUUCAUUUUCUUGCUCAGUAUUCGAGCUGCUGGUAAAGGCUUAAAUCUUCAGACAGCAGAUACAGUUGUCAUAUAUGAUCCUGAUCCAAAUCCACAAAAUGAAGUGCAAGCAAUGGCCAGGGUUCAUCGAAUCGGGCAGAUGAGACCAGUGAAAGUCAUUUACAUGGAGACAGUUGCAGCAGAGAAAAUCUCCAGUACUUCUGAGAAAGAUGAUGAUAUGAAGAAUGGAGGUACUGGAGAUUUAGAAGAUGGUUUUGCUCCUAAGGAAAGAUACAAGGCAUCCAUUGAGAGCCUUAUACGUAGCAAAAUUCAACAGUACAAGAUAAAAAUGGCUGAUCAGGUCAUUAAUGCUGGUUGUUUUGAUCAAAUCACAACCCAUGAAGAAAGACGCUUGACACUUGAGACUCUGCUCCAUGAUGAAGAGAGAUACCAAGAAACUGAUCAUGAUGUUCCUUCACUUAAAGAAGUGAAUCGGAUGAUUGCUCGCAGUGAAGAAGAGAUCAAGCUGUUUGAUCAAAUGGAUGAGGAGUUUGAUCAGAGUGAGGAAAUGAUCAUGAAGCUUCAUCAAGUUCCUGAAUGGCUUCGUGCUAGUUCUGAAGAAUUAAAUUCAAUUAUUUCUACUUCAUCUAAGAAAAGAUCAAAGAGCAUUUUAACUGGAAAUAUUAAUGACAAGUCAGGAAAAAAGAGGGGGCGCCCCAAAGGCAGUAAAAAUCAGAAAAAAAGUUCUAUUCUCAGAGAAUUGGAUUAUAAAUUUGAUGAAGAUUCUGGUGCUAGUUCAGAAUUGAGAGAAUAUUCAUCAGAUGAAGAAGAGGUGGAAAUAGGAGACUCUGAAGAUGAGAAACUCAGUGAUAAGGAUCAAUUUGAUGAAGUUGAUCCUGUUAAUGGUCAGCAGCCAAAUAAGAAGCUCAAAUGCAGCAUUCCUAAGAGUGACGUUGUUCAGCAUCUUUCUGAGGCUCCAUUGAAGUUGAAGCAUGACCAUGAUAUGAUGCUAAGGACUCACCCAAAGAUUGAGCCGUCUAAUGAACCUAUUUUAGUUCAGUGCUAUAAAAGAGGCUCAUCUUCUUCGAAUAAGAAAUGCUUCUUUUCGUCGAGAAACCUUUCUCUUACUGCAUUUCCAGAGCAUCAACCUUUAGGCUUCUUAUCUGGAUUGGCAGAUGUCAGUACUCAGGAUGCUAACAGUCGCCGGAAAGACUGUGUUGGGGAAAAGAUGUCAUAUAGCACACAAAGAAAGUGUAUGUAUGUUGUUAGCACUCUCCGAAGGAGAAUCGAGCAAGAUGGCAAUCAGAUUAUACCUGCUCUUUCUGUUUUCUGGAAGAUGGCUAGUCAGGUUGGAGCCAGCACUACUUUAGAUUUACAGAAAAUCAAUCAGAAAGUGGAGAGGUCAGAGUAUGAUAAUGUGGUAAAUUUCAUCGAAGAUGUGCAAUUAGCAUUCAAAAUUGCAGUGAAGUUCUACAAUUACUCAAACCAGGCAAGAUAUGAGGCAAUGAAACUCAAUAAAAUUUUCUUCGAUAUCAUGAAGACUUUAUUUCCAGAAACAGAUAUUGAAGCUAGUAAAUAUUCAAUCAUAUUCUUCCAACCAGUAGGAGGACUCAUAAAAAGCAGAACUAGUGCUCACAAACAUGAUUCUGAGUUUCAUACAGGAUCAAACAGCUCUGCAAAUGUUACUGCAGGUCAGUCUUCACCCCUUUCACUGCUCCUCGGUGAUGUCGUCAUCGGCAAAAAGAAGAGGAAACAAAGAGAAAGGUCUAGUGUGAUGAAGUGGGUUCCUCUGCAACAACAAGAAGAGCCCAAUGGUGGACAUGAUGGCACCUCUAUUGUCUCAGAUGUUCAACAGGGUAAUCCUGCCAAGAGGAUGAGGACUGGUGCUGGUAAAAGGAAGGCAAACUAA